GGCAAUCCUUGUGUCACUGUAAGGUACGCACAGUUACUCAAACUUUAAAGCCUUCAGUGCUGUGUUUACAUUGUUCUGUAGCAGGGGAAACACUGUGACUGAGUCACUGUUCGAAGAGCUCCCCUUUCCCGUGGACUGAGCAACUGCAACCUACCUCCACACGGCAAAGAUUAUGACACAUCACGGCGCAUAGAUAAAGGUAGAAAAAGGAAGGAGACCAAGCACUUGCCACAGUGACACAACCUUACAUUAAAGAAGCCUUACCAGCAUGUUGCGAUUACUACUGUUGCGAUUCCUCUUCGCUGUUCCAAUUCUUGCUUUUGUGUCAGAAGUGACAAGACCACAGACCGCUGCUACCCGACUUUUUUCGUCAGAUAGUUGCGAUGUGGCCGUGAUCGGUGGGGGCUUUGGAGGUCUGUACACAGCCCUUGCUAUUUCACGAGAGGCACAACAGAGGGGCAAGUCGAUUGACGUUGCCUUGGUGGAACCAAGUGACUCGUUUGUCUUUCUACCUCUCUUGUACGAUUUGACUGUGGGAACCGCCACUGAGGCGGAAGUCUGUCCACCUUAUGCCGAACUUUUGGAAGGCACCUGUGUGCGUCUAAUACAGGCAUCCUUGGAGUCGAUUGAUAAUUCGCAAUCAGCAACAUUAAAGCCUGCUUCACCCAAGGCUUCCACGGCACUGUCCUUUCGUUCUGCAGUGAUUUCCGUGGGAGCCUCCCCAGAAUCCAUCAUGAAGUCUGUCCCGGGAGCAUUGGAACAUGCCCAACCAUUCUAUACUGACAAGGACGCCAAGGCCACGCGAAGAUUACUCUCUAGAUUGAAACAACAGACUAACCCGCCACGGAUUGCCAUUGUGGGUGGAGGGUUUGGAGGUGUCGAAUUGGCCGCCAGCGUCAAACGGAAAAUCCGCAAAGCCUCCGUAACAUUGCUCAGUCGAGGUGCUCCCAUGGCGGGAACACGGGCAGAGACACUCAUCGACAAGGCACUGGAGAAACUAGGUGUUGUUGUUGAACAGUGCUCUGUACAGGCCAUUGAUGCUGUUGCUGCUGAUGAUGAUGGCAGAAGCAGUCAGGUGACAAUCCAGAGAACGCAAUGGGGUGACGACCAAUCUCGACUCGAUAUGGAUCCCUGGGAUGCCGUCAUGUGGACAGCGGGUUCAAGACCCACCAACCCCGUGUCAGGAGGAUUGCCGGGACUUCGUAGGAGUGAUUCUGGAAGACUGGCCAUUGACUCUGCACUGCGAUGCUUUGAAUGCGAAGACGUACAAGUGCAAGGGAGCUCAUCAUCAUCCGACGGACGCGUCAGCACCGUCAAGACGGUCAAAUUUGAACAACCACCCAUCUGGGCUCUGGGAGACUGUGCAGAGAUUGUAUCGGUGAACAGCGGGCCUGCAGUCCCCAAGACAGCACAAGCUGCCAUGCAGCAGGCGGAGGUUGCAGCCCAUAAUGUCCUGGAGCAAUUGGACGGCCAACGUUCUGCUUACAAAAAGUUCCAGUAUCAGGACCUUGGAAGCAUGCUCACACUUGGAGGACCCAACGGGGCUGUGAUGGCACCCCGCGACGGAGCCUUUGCACCUGUCUUUGCUCCCCUUUUGGACACGGCUGGUGCAGCCUUUGCUCUCGCCGAUAAGAUGCUGGAAGCGACCGUGGGGAAGCCAGCCCUAUUAGAGACCCUGGGUCUCAGUCUGGGAAGUUAUGGUAUUGCAGGGGCGGAAUCUGGAAGUGCCCCUGGCACUCUAGCAGGAACUCUUACCGGGGCUGCUAGGCGAGCUGUCUACGCAGCUCGGAUGCCUACCAAUCGGCAACGUGCAGUCGCGGCAACUUCCGCUGCUAUCACGACCGCUGUGUCUCUGGCCCAAGAAGCUACAGAGAAGAAGCAAGGAUAGAAAAUGUCGGUGGUGCCAUGUCUACGGCACUGCACAUCCGCGAAGGGCAACACUUUACUAUUGCAAGAAACAGCUCAUCAUAUGUUCAUUAGGCAGUUAGUUCAUCCAGGAAGAACCUUGGUUUGCUCAGAACAACAAUCGUAUCGCACACUUUCACUUGUAAAACAUGUACUGUACAAAGUUUAAAACACGUGCGAAAUUGCUAAGGUGU
Molecule: messenger RNA, 2099 nt
Organism: Seminavis robusta
Lineage: Eukaryota; Bacillariophyta; Bacillariophyceae; Naviculales; Naviculaceae
Source: the annotation of a GenBank genome assembly